ACCGUAACUUAUGUUAGAGUAAAGUAGCUAACAUCUCACCGUGCCUUUGUGAUUCCCAGCUGCCAAACCUGGAGACCAGUCAGCACCAUCAGGAGCCGCCAGCGCUGGAGCGAGGCUGAACUUGUUGCCAUAUUUUUGGGAUUCUAAAACCAGGGACACACACUGACUGAAUGCCUACUUAAACACACUGUGAAGACACGUCCUGUCCGGAUUAACCAGUUUAACAUCUCUACAUGCCUUCCACAUUCCUCAAUGGGGACAGGCAGGGACAUAAUAGGUGGAAGGAAUCUAAGAAUAUACACAUAUGAAUAUGUAGGAGACUGAGUACACUGACACUGCUGACUGCAAUUAAAUGUAUUACUUCAAAACAAUUGGCAUGACUGUAUCAGGUUAGUUGAGAGCAAUAUUAUUACGUUUAAAUAAAAUAUAUGUUCAACUUAAAAUUAUUGCUUUGAACUAACGUAAUACCUCCUAUAUACAGAGCAUCUAGUGAGCAGUGUAGGGAGCGGUGCCUUGCUUAUGGACACCUUGGUAGCUCUUGGUCAUUUGAGGACCGUUGGCCUCUGUUGGCUAUUGACUUCACCAACACCAUAUUUUCUAAUUGAAAGCAUCCUGUUGGAGCUUAAUACAUGUAUCUAUAUGAUUUAAUGUUUAAACAUUUAGUUUGUUUAUUAUAAAUGCACCUUUUUAUUCAAGUUCAUGGAAGUAGUUUUUUUAAUGCUUUUAUUUUGAAGGCUGCUUUGGGCACGGGGUGAUUGGGAUAUUGGUGGUGGUGGGAUUAUCACCAGAAUGGCACAUAGGUUUUUACCAAGGUUACAGGAAAGCCAUAGGACAGGAAUAAAUAGGGAACCUGUUCUCUGUACUUUUGUUUUAUGAUAUUGGAUCAUUGGAAACACACUCUGCCUGAACGUGGAUCAUUUGGAUGAAUUCACUGACUGGUGCCUCAGCGGCCGAUUUAUUUUGAGUUAAUUUUCUGAUUUAUUUCCCUAUGAUUUCGGCCGAUGACACAUCCUAAAAUGUGUUUGUAAUUUGUUUUGUAGUUCUGGGCCCGAUGACGUCACGGGUUGACACGGAAGUUGUAGAAGCGCCUUGUGUGCGCACGGAAUGUUUUGAACGAGACACACGGGUGAAAGUUGAAGGGGAAACAUGGCUGCAGGAAUCAGUGCUAAACAUGGAUUAUUGAGCAGGAAAACGUCGCUUUUUCUCACUGUUCACAGACAGAUCUCAGCCAGCAGUGUUUGUCUCCACAGAGCGGAGACCAGCGCGGAAAAAACAGCUCAAAUCAACGAGAAGAUCUGCCUGGACCUGGUCAGGUCUAGAGACUAUGACGGCUUCGUGUCCUCGCUGCUGCUCCCGGAGGAGGCGCGGCGCUCCUCUCUGGCUCUGAGAGCCUUCAAUGUGGAGCUGGCUCAGGCAGGUGAAGGACUCCGUUUCCCAGAAGUCCAUUGGUCUGAUGCGGAUGCAGUUCUGGAGGACAGCGAUCGAGGAAAUCUACAGAGACGAUCCCCCGAACCAGCCCGUCAGCGCUGAGCUGUGGAGGGCUGUGAGGAAACACUGCCUGACAAAGAGGUGGCUGCUGAGGAUCAUCACAGAGAGAGAGAAGGAUCUGGAUGACCGAGCCUACAGGAAUCUGCAGGAGCUGGAGAAAUACUCCGAGAACACGCAGUCCUCUUUAAUAUACCUGCUGCUGGAGUGCUUAGGGGUAACAAACGUUCAUGCAGACCACGCGGCAAGUCACAUCGGGAAAGCUCAGGGAAUCGUGACGUGUUUGAGAGCGACUCCUCAUCACAGCGGCCGGAGGAAAGUCUACCUCCCCAUGGACAUCUGCAUGCUGCACGGAGCGUCUCAGGAGGACUUUAUCCGCGGCAGCCGAGAGCAAAACAUCCGGGACGUCGCGUACGACAUCGCCAGUCAGGCUCACGUACAUCUACAACACGCGCGAUCGUUUAGUCACAACGUCCCGGAAGCUGCACAUCUGGCCUUCCUGCAGACGGUGGUGUUGGAGGACUACCUGCAGAGAGUGCGGAGGGCAGAUUUUGAUAUUUUCAACCCGAGUCUGAAGAAGAGAAACCCCCUCCUCCCCAUACAGCUGUACCUCCGCUCCUGGAAGAAGUCCUACUGACAUCAGUCCUCCUUUUCCCCCUCUUCCCCCUCCUGCAGGAAACACCUCACACACUUUGUUCAAUAAAUAUAUUCUUGAAGACAAA
Eleginops maclovinus (Patagonian blennie) is the source of this 2207-nucleotide messenger RNA. It is a transcript of the gene ndufaf6, whose product is annotated as NADH:ubiquinone oxidoreductase complex assembly factor 6. The record is from RefSeq and is a predicted model, not a curated record. The coding region runs from base 1397 to 2122 and encodes 241 amino acids. Gene Ontology annotation, cellular component: mitochondrion. The transcript has 9 exons. Gene Ontology annotation, biological process: mitochondrial respiratory chain complex I assembly; biosynthetic process. NCBI's taxonomy places the organism in Eukaryota, Metazoa, Chordata, Actinopteri, Perciformes, Eleginopidae.